CAAAAGACAGCCUUUAACUUCUCGUGUUUCCUCCCAAGCAUCCAGUUAUUCCUCUUUAUCAUCAACUCAUGGCACCGCGCCUUGUUUCCCUCCAUAAACACACACAUGCAAACACACAACUACAAGCUUCCGAACACAAUCCAUUCACUCCUGUGCUCUCUCUCCCUGCCUCUCUCUCUCUUCUGUUAAAGCCUCUCAUAUUCCCACAAGCGAAGACGCGCUUUGGAACAAUUGGAUGAAGCUGCUUUCUCCACCUCACAGGACUAAAAACACCGGUUUUCACUGAUUUUCUUUUCAGCAACAACGUUUUAGUGAUAUUUCCAAAUCGGGUUUUUCGAAUUGUUCUGAUUUUUUCAAGUUUUUAGACGCGGAUUCCCGGAUAACGAGAGUUUUACGCAUUUCUCGGAUCCAGCCACGCAGCCACGCAGGAGGGACUUCUUCUCAUCAGCUGCUUUCUCGCAAUAAAACCAGGAAUACUCUCUCUGCAGGGGGAUUACAAGACGACUUUAAAUAGACACAGUGUGUUAAAAGGAAUAAUUAGUGUCCGCCUCCAUUGUCUCCAGCGCGCACACGCUCCGUUCUCUCCAUAUGGCGUAAACGCGCCGAAUAAAGUCUCCAAAAGAGGUACUUUGGCAGCUUCAGGUUCCAGUUUGAUCCGGACAAAGUGUACAAAUGACAAACCCUCGUCUCCAUUGAGCAGCUCGGAUGCUGGUUCCGACCCUGAACGGGAACUGAACCGUCUCCUGUCAGCUUCAUUUCCUCCUUCAUGGCUUUUCUCUGGACGUAGAGAGGAUCAUGGCUCUUUUACUUUCCUCCAGGUCGCAGCAUAAUCUGUCUGCCUGAUGGUGAAAACACUGCUUUUGUAAAGAAAAGGUGAAGCAUGACUGCAGCAGCAGGUGUCCUAACAGGCUUGGCCAAGCUAAAGCGCCAAGACUCGGCCCGCUCUCAGCAUCGACCUAUAUCAGCAGCAUCGGGGCUGGGGAACGGCGGCGCUGAUGGAGCACCGAGAAAGCGGAAGCGGCGCACCGAUGUCGUGGUGGUCAGAGGAAGACUCCGGCUGUACUCGGCCUCUGGCUUUUUCCUCCUCCUCGGACUGGUGAUCUUGGCCAUAGGGAUUGGCAUGGCGACGCUGGGUUACUGGCCUCACAGUAAAAGUGUUCCAACCGGAGGAGGCCGUGGAGUCGAGGCCGAGAAGGACGUGGCCAACAUGAGUCACAGUGUACAAGAUUCACCAUCCAAGCCGCCUGAGGGCGUCCUGAUGCGUUUCCUCGAUCAGCAUCUUCAUUCUGAGAGGAUGAAGAUGCUCGGGCCCUUCACCAUGGGCAUUGGGAUUUUUAUCUUCAUCUGUGCUAAUGCCAUCCUUCACGAAAACAGAGACAGAGAAACGAAGAUUAUCCACAUGAGAGACAUGUACUCCACUGUCAUCGACAUCCAUCGUCUCAGGCAGAAGGAGCUAAAACAAAACCAUCAUCGCAACAGCACCUGCGCAAGAGAAGCCAUAGAUAUUCGAGCUUUUGGAGCCGAUACGGCAGCUCGUUUGGCUAGCAACUCCCUGCUAGCGUUCUCCACCCGGCCCGGAGGCAUUACUGGGUCUACAGAAGAGGAAGAGGUGCUGUUAGAGGACGAGGAACUUCAGAGAUGCAAAGAGCAAGUUAAGUUGGAUUGUAGCUUUGCAGGGCUGCUGGCGCCGCUCUACAAGGAUCGGUCAUAUUGUAGCGCUGGACUCGGUUUGACUCACUCGGAUUCGAUGCGCCAUCAGUGGUCGGUGGAUGGAGAUGGGGAGAAGGGAGGACACCACGCACGAUCAAUUGUCUCCUCCUCCAUCUCGGCAUUUACUCUCCCCGUUAUUAAACUCAACAACUGUGUGAUCGAUGAGCCGGAGAUGGAGGCAAUAACUGAGGAGGACAGAGGAGCAGAGAGGCGAGACGGCGAGAGGCCACCACCGUUGAGCUCCAUGGAGUCUCUGGUGGUUCCUGUAGCAACUGUCACUAAGGCGUCCAAGCCACCGGGUUUACACCGGAGCAACUCUGCCUCCUCUUCCUCCCGAUGCUCCUCCUUCUCCUCUUCCUCCCUCUCCCCGGCUCCCUCCUCUACCUCAGGCUGCUGGCUUUCUCCUGGUGCAGCGAGGAACGACUUUGGCUCCAACUCCUCUCUACACAUGCUCAACAGCCAUUCCAAAUCUCUGGACCUGGAGCGUGGACCGAGCAUGCUCAGUGUGCACCCGGAGCAGCGCAAGCACCCCAGCUGGCCCAGACUGGACCGUAGCAACAGCAGCCGGAUUAACAGCGGAAACCGAGGCAGCAGUAAAGGCUACGUUCGGCUGGAGGACAGGGAAGAGCAGGGGGAUCGACUCCUGGAUGCCUCACAGUCGGCGACAGCAAGACGUGACUACAGCAAACGAGAGAAGCUCCUCAUGAUAUCCAGGUCACAUAAUAAUCUGAGCUUCGAGCAUGACGAGUUCAAUAGCAGCACACUGAAGAGAGGCAGCUCUGAGACUCGAUUCUGACAGUUCCAUCCUGUUCUGUAAAUUGCUCUCCACACAGUGGGGGUUUACAGCUUGGAUCGGAGGGAGCUGACGAGUUCAACAGCUUCACUCCGGAGAGAGGAAACUCAAACGUGGCUGAGAAGACAUCUUUUUUGAGCGACAGGUUGGAGUGAAAUGGACCAGCUGGCACAGUUACAGGUUCAGGCCUUGUGUUAGCGAGAUGCUACCUGCCUACCCAGUCCCGGGUCAGAGCUGUUCUUGGCUGUAGGUGACCUAUGACCUCUGUGAAGGGAAGCAAGUGCCCUCCAGGAUCAAUGAUCAAUUAAACAGAUCAUGUUCCAUUAUCAGUCUACUUUAUACAGAAAUAGUUCUGAUUAACCGGAUUUAAACACUAAGACAAGGCUUUAUGAAUACUGCUACAACAGGUAUUAAAGUGUUCUUCUUUUAAAGAGCCCAUAUACUGCAGAUUUACAGGUUUAGAGUUUCAUUUUUGGCUUUUCAGUUGUUUCCACUGCACCGCACUGGAACAAUAGUUACCAGACAUAACUCAAGUUCUGUUACCAUGUAGAAGAUAGGAUAUUGGAGCUCGGUUGUUGCCUAUAUGGCGAAUUUAACUAACAGAAGAAUGCAAACCAACAAGGAAAUUAAGAGGGCAGAAAAAUUAUGCUAGUUGCCAUUUCUGUGUUUCACCAGUAAGCGUGUACAUCCUCACAGUGGUGUUUCAGAGCCACUUUGAUUUUCUUCUUUGAAAAUGACCCUGAAAAAGUUCUACAGAGGUGGAACACGCAUCAAGGUUCAAACUGUGCUAAUGUGUUCUUAAAGUGGUAGACGUCCUUUUAUUCACAUGCUUUAAUGUCCCAAAAACAUAUUAUUUUUCUCAUUCUGUACAGGGCUGCAGCUCAUCUUCUGUCGGAAACACUAUUCUAGCUUCUGUCUCUUUAAGGCCCGCCUUCUCUAAAAGCCCAAUUUGCUCCGAUUGGUCAAAGAUGAGGUAAUGUUGGUUAUGUACCACAACUCUAAGUCAUUAUAUUACAGGAAAUUGGGGUAUAAAGAUAGGUGAAGGCUCUGUUACGUAACCUGUAGGUUUUUUCUGCAGAGUGGUUUUUAACUCAAUACGAUUCCAUACUGCUAAUUAUGCAUAAUUAUAAACCUUAAACUUGGUUUGGGCGGUAUCCAAAUUUUGAUACCGUCAAACUUCCUUCCCAUUUUACUGGGGUAUACGGUAUUACCGUGACUAUUACUGUUACUGGCUUGUGCCUUCACGUUCGGAAAUUGAAUACCAAACACUAUUACUGAAUAAUAACAUAACAUGCAUAUUAUAAACAACUUUUAUUAAUACAAAAAUGCAGAUUAGAAAAAAGUGCAAAAUACAACAGGACCUGCAGUGCUGAAAACCCACUCUGAUGGUGACCUUGUGGCACAGACGCACAGGUACUUUCGGGCCAGCCACGACAUCUGGGGAAAACGACUGGCAGCAUAUUUCCACCAGAGAAGUGGGUCCUCGUCUCCUUGAAUGACAGGCUCCAAACAGUAGGCUGUUAAUUCAGCGCCAGCUCGCUCGUCUGCAGUGCCGACUGGACCGGCCGCUGCAGGUCGUUUUUGCAGAAGGGUUCCCAGAGACAUCUUUUUUCGUGGGGGUCCGGGUUGUGCCACUUCCAUUUUGAUGGCCACUGCUGCUGGUGCUGCUUGCCCCUCUAAGCUCAUGAUCUCAGCCUGUAAUUCAGCCUUGAUUUCACUCAGUGUGUUAUCAUCAGUCUCAUAUCCUCCACGGUAAUGAGGGUCAAGGAAAGUGCACUUUCGCAUUAAUUUGCGCACUGAAUCAGUUUCAUACUUGGUCUCCAGCUUUUUAAGAAUUGCAGUUUUUAUUGACUUUGUUACCUUGAGGUCGUUUUCUGAUGUAGCCAACACAUUCUCCCAAACUGCAGAAGUUGUGUUCUUUUUUGACACCAAGUCACUCUGUGCGGGAUCUGCCAUACCCACCCCCCUUCCUGCACUGUCAUGUGAUAAACUUAUUGGAAAGUCUCCAAAAGUAGGCUAAAACAUAACUGUUUAAGUAAAACUGAAAAUUCAACCACACAUAAGUGCUACUGGACAUAGAAUCAAUUUUAGGCAUUAAAUGACUUUUAUUUAAUAUUUAAUCCUUAUCUCCUGUAUAAAAGCAUUGCAUUUUUUUCAUGACAGUAUUGGAACUGAUACCGCUGCUAUUUUUAAACCCCGGCAGUAUACGGUAUUAGCGUAAUACCGCCCAAGCCUACCUUAAACCAAUUUAAACAGUUGAGCUAUGUAAAAGUCACAUCCAGUAAAGUUGUUAAAACAGGAGAAAUAGCUAUAGAGAACAAAAUAGUGUUCUGUUUCAGGCUGUAAAUAUGUUCAUUUCGUCUGUGAAGUUGGACAUUUUAACAUGGGGGUCUAUGAGGACUGGACCCAGCCUCCAGUGGAUGUUAGAGGAACUGCAGCUUGUCCCAGAUUUCUGAGUAUCAUCAUGUAGCUCUAGCAAAAGCAGCUCUAGUGAAAAAAUCUGCUCACUCUUUCUUUGAAGGCCAAACUAGCCGCCAGGCAGACGUUACAUAAAUGCAUUACAUGGUGACAGAAGAAAAGAUUGAACUUGAAACGAGGUGUUUCGGGCAGGUAAGGAGCAGCAUUUUCUGUGGGAGAGAGUAACUCCCUUUGGAGUGGAUUUUGAGCUUUGUGAAUUUGCAGAUCUGUUACAUGCUCACAAAGAAGCAGCUAUAUAACACACUGAAGGACAGGAGGAACAUGAAAAGCAGAAUGUGGGCUCUUUAAAGUGAAAUCAAGGACACGCAGGAAGCUUUUUGAGCAAAUUUUUUCCUCUGUAAAAUGACACGAAGACAAAUGUCCAAGUCUCCAAGAUGAUAAUAAUAGUAGUAAUAAUAUAUUUAAUUGUAUAGCACAUUUGAAACGGUUACAAAGUGCUUAAUGUGGUUGUAUAGAAGACAUGAAAACUGAUCCAGAACCUGUUUGUAAGUUAUAGCUUGGUUGAUGCUACAAUGAGGCGCUAACAUCCAAAAGGUAUAGAUAUUAGUGGUACUUGUUUUAAUGGCGGUUACUGUAUGUUUGUAUAAUGUGGAGGUAGGUCCACACAGACAGCAAAGUCAGACAAAGCCAGUUAAUUCCAGUUACUACAAGGUGGAAGCCUGCAGAAUACAAACUCUCAGUGUUACUGCCCUUUCCCAGGAGCUAUAGUAGGAACAUUUGGCUCCGAUAUCUGCCCAACAACACAUGGCCCCGCCUGCAAACUAGAAAUAACAACCCUCUCUGUACGGCUCUGCUGCAGGCACUUUAAGGUUUUCUUUUACAAGAUUAAACCGUAAUUAGAUUUCACUCAGGAUAUGCAAUCUGUUGUUCACACACAGAGUUUUUUUUUUCCAACAUAGAGGAAUUUUAGACGUCUCCCCAGAAGAGGUCUGAGCCGGAGCCAAAGGAAACUCACCAGCGCCAAAAUGAUAAGAGUUUAGCAUAAACAUUUUUGUAAGCGGUUUUGUAAAUUGGAGAUUCAUUUACUGAAAGACCGAAAAAUAGACAUCUUGUUUAUCAAAUGGUCAGAAAUAGCAAGGAAAAAUGCAGAUUUCUGCCAAAUAACGUCACUCAGAGUCAUGAAUAGUUACCAUGCAAAAGCCAAGUCUGAGCCAGAAAUACCCAAAUCUAUUUACUGUAUGAGAAACCCUGGUGUAUACUGAUCAGUCCACUGGAAAUGUAUAUCAGCUGCUGGAAAUUUAUCACAUUCAUAAAUUAGACCUCUUCAACAGUCAAAAAUAGCAACAAAAACGUAUUCAAUAUACAAAUAAACAUCUAAUCAGAAAAUCUACUUCAUAAAUGACAAUUUUCAAGAAACUUAGACAUCUUUUUUUACUGUAACUGAAAUAUUCUUGAAUCAUUUUAUGUUUUAAUAACAAAUGUUACACAUGAGCCCAGAAUAAAUCACCACAUCCACAUGUAUCUUGUGCUGCAACAAUAAAUUGCUGUUUCCUGUUCUUUUCCUACAUGUAAUGAUGGUUUCAGGACUGAAUUCAGGAACUUGUGUAACAAAUCCAAUGCCUCUCAAAGGCUCAGUAUGUCUGUUUUAGGUUCUGUUUGGUUCGUCAGCUACCUUAACACUUGUGUAAAUGUCCUUAGAAAUAUGUGAAGAGUAACACAUGUCAUUAUUUUGGCUCUGCCAUGAUGUCUGGUUGCUGGAGAACCCUUUCUAAUAGAGCAGGAAACUUGUGAGAGAGUUUGACUUGUCACUGUCCGAUUUUAAGCUCUCAGAAUAAACUGUAAUUUUGCUGAAA
Messenger RNA from Acanthochromis polyacanthus (spiny chromis), 6774 nucleotides. It is a transcript of the gene tmem200a, whose product is annotated as transmembrane protein 200A. Lineage: Eukaryota; Metazoa; Chordata; Actinopteri; Pomacentridae. The transcript has 5 exons. The coding region runs from base 881 to 2506 and encodes 541 amino acids. The record is from RefSeq and is a predicted model, not a curated record.